AUGAUCGAUGCAAUUAGGGCAAAGAGGGAGAGAUUACGACAAUCACGGGCUGCUGCCCCUGAUUACAUAACAUUGGAUGGAGGGAGUAAUCAUCAUGAAGCUGAAGCUCAGACUACAUCUGCCAACAAAUGCUCCCCUCACUAUAUAAUUUUCUCACAUGGAAGAGGAGGAAAUGAUAAAGGUGUUAUGAAUAAGUGUCCGGUUAAAGAGAGACAUGAUCCCCAUGGUCGGCUCUCUAUGAGUACUCGUCCAUGGGAUCAUCCCCCACCUCCAGAACGCGAAUUCUUCCGUAAAGAGCAACGAAAUAAGUGUCCGGUUAAAGAGAGACAUGAUCCCCAUGGUCGGCUCUCUACGAGUACUCGUCCAUGGGAUCAUCCCCCACCUCCAGAACGCGAAUUCUUCCGUAAAGAGCAACGAAAUAGAGAUGGAGAACGUCAUGAUGCCAGUAAAAAAAGAAGAGUUAAUGAACCGCCACAUUCACCACUUCCUUCUGAUGAAGUUGUUGCCGGAGUUAUAACCUCCUCUCCCGAAACUGAUUUCAAGAGUAUUAGCACCGCUGUUGAGAACGUGCAUUCAGAAGUUGUAUCUUUACGUAAGGAUAUUCAUGGCUUUAUGUCUAUGAUCAAAGCUUUUCAGCAUAUCCCUUUUGAUUCAUCACAUCAGGAUUGAGAAAACAUUAAUAAGUUAGAUCCUACUUCACAAGUGAUCAAGCCUUUUGGUACUCAACCUGAUCCAGCUAGUGCCACUACUACAAAUGUUGCUUAGAAAUCUUUUGUUGAUGGGGACAGUACACAUGUCCCUUUUCUUACUUGUUAUUACAACUAAUGUUGUUUUCAUGGAUGCGGUAUACAAAUAUUGUUGGUUACCUCUUUUAGAGUUCUCCCAAAUCCUUUUAUUUUCUUUCAGAAUAAUAUUCACUGAGUUGGCUCA
This is a messenger RNA of Lactuca virosa, 930 nucleotides long. The record is from the annotation of a GenBank genome assembly. Lineage: Eukaryota; Viridiplantae; Streptophyta; Magnoliopsida; Asterales; Asteraceae.